Messenger RNA from Prorocentrum cordatum, 2059 nucleotides. The record is from the annotation of a GenBank genome assembly. Lineage: Eukaryota; Dinophyceae; Prorocentrales; Prorocentraceae.
AUGGGGGUCCGCCGCGAGCUCCGGCGCCGCCUUCUCGGGCGCCCCGAAGUCGCGGGGCGGGGGGCCCAGCCAGCCUUCGAUUGGGAGCUCGAGGGCGUUGUCUCGCGGAGCCAGUCCGCGGACGCUGCCGCGGCCGGGGUUCGCGGACUCGGCGCCGACGCCUGCCCCGCGGGGAUCGCCCGCCGCCGCGCCGCGCGGGGGCCCGGCGAUUUUGGCGGCGCCGCCGCUGGCGGGCUCGACCGCGCCGGCGCCGGAGAUCCCGACGCGGAGCAAAAGACAGGCCACUUCGACGAUGGGAUGGCCCUCCAGCCAGACGCCGCGCAGAGCGCGAGUUUCGCGCUGCGGCCAUUCAGCGGCACGAAAUUCCGUUGGGAUUUCGAGGGGGCGGCCGGGCUGGCCACGGCCCGGGAGUUCGGCUCCGCUUGGGUGCGGCUGCGCCACCUCGACGAGUCCAGCGCGCGGAGGUACCUUGAUGGGGGCUCAGCGACUCGCUACCUCCUGGCGGAGUGCGAGAAGCUAACCGCGGAGGUCUGGGAGUCUGGCGAGGCGCAACUCGGCAGCCGCGCUGCCGCGCGCCGCCUGGGCACGGGGGCCGACGGCUGUCGGGCGAUGCGCUGGCGUCUGGAAGGCCAGGGGCACCUGGGGUUCGAACGUCAUUCAGACUUGCUCGGUUGCGCGAACCUGGGCCCCGCUGGCCUCGAGCGGGCCUUGGCGGGCAGCCGCUGCCUCUUCGCCGCGCGCCAGAUCGUCGGCGUCUGUCUCCGGGCCGGAGCCCCGGCACUGGAAAAUUUUUACGGGCCUCCGGUGUUGACGCUUGUGGGCGUGGAUUGGUACAGGCCGCCCUGCGGCCUUCGCAGGGCGCUGGCGGAGCUGCGGCGGCGCCUGCCACGGGCCGCCGCCGCCGGGGAGUGCCCGUUGGCGUGGGCGCAGCGCGAGCAGGCGGCGGGCAGGCACCGCGCAUUGUCGCAGGACGAGCUCGCGGCGGUGCGUUGCUGCCUGCAGCAGGAGCAGCCUGACCUGUUCCUGUGCCUGAACCAGGCCCUCUUCGACUGGGAGCCCGGCCAGGCGGGGAGCGACUUCGACGCCUGGGAGUCGCUUGCGGCCCACGCCCUGCCCGGGCUGGCCAGGCUCCGGCAGCCCGCCGAGCACACGGUGGACGAGCCACUCUUGCCCGGCAGAGGCGUCUCCUGCGGCCGCCUGGAGCGCGCCGCCCACCUGCGGCCAGAGGAGCUGCAGUUGCUGCGGCGCCAGGUGGGGCAGGAGGUGUGCUUCGCUGGGCUGCAGAGCGCCGCGGCCACAUCGCCUACGUGGAUUCUGUCCGAUUGCCCGCCGGGACACGUGCCUUGCAUCCUGCAGUUCGAGGGCUCCGCGGCCGCCGAGGGCGUCGACGUGUCCGCCUUUUCCGAUGAGCAGCCGGAGACCGAGUUCCUGCUGCCGCCCUACCUGCGGACGCCUUGGAGGCCACGCAGGUUUUCUUCGCAAGGCAUUGCAGGGUUCUGGGCAUCGAGACGGCGCUUGCGCAGGGAUCGGCGGACGUUGCUACGGAGGUCCUGCGCAUCCGCCUCUCGGGCACGCGGAUGCCGCCGCCGUUGCCGCGGGUGUUGGCGGCGCCCGACGAGGACGUGUUGGUCGCGGCGUUGUUCGUGGGGCUGCACUGCAGGCCCUGGAGACGAAGACGAUCAUCACCACGAUUCACUUCGGAGACAGCACCAUUGGCCGCCGCAGCCCUGGCCAAAGCCCUGGAGACGAAUACGGGCGCCGCCCUGUCGCAGUGAGGGGCCAUCGCGCGUGGAGGGGUCCUGAGGACUUGCCAGGAGAGCGUUGUUUGCCGCGCCAUGGCGUUUCCGAUUGCCUGCCUCCGCGCUUCGCCCCUUGCCUUUCACCUCCCCAGUCCUCCCUCCCUCCCUCCCUCCCGCCGGCUGUUCACUGAGUCCCACCUGUUUCACUUCACGGACCCAGGUUAGCUUGACAGCCACGUCCCGCCUCGCAGAUUUGGGCGUUCGGCGGGGGAAAAAUGGCUUUAGCUUGGCAUCGCUCGGACGUGUGCAUUUUUUCUUCG